Aptenodytes forsteri (emperor penguin) is the source of this 2483-nucleotide messenger RNA. RefSeq names its product natural resistance-associated macrophage protein 2. Gene Ontology annotation, cellular component: plasma membrane. Gene Ontology annotation, biological process: metal ion transport. The coding region runs from base 99 to 1898 and encodes 599 amino acids. NCBI's taxonomy places the organism in Eukaryota, Metazoa, Chordata, Aves, Sphenisciformes, Spheniscidae. The record is from RefSeq and is a predicted model, not a curated record. Gene Ontology annotation, molecular function: iron ion transmembrane transporter activity; cadmium ion transmembrane transporter activity; manganese ion transmembrane transporter activity. The transcript is spliced from 18 exons.
GGGAAGUCGGGGCGUGUGGUGCCGGUCACGCACGCCCGUGUCUUUGCCCUCCUGCCUGAAACCGCCGAGAGAGCGAGAGCGAGCGAAGUGGGAACGCCAUGCCCAAGAAAUACACCCUCAAGCCGAGCUCGCCCGGCUGCGAACUGGCCGAUGUGGCCAAUCUAAACCAGUUUCCAGGCCACUGGAAGGGUUCCACCAUGGGGAACUCCGACACGGACCAGAAGGCAUCCUACGAAGAUGCCUCUGGGGAGCACGGGGAGGCCGUCAGCACGAUUUCCAGCAGCAUGAACCCGCUGCAGCCGCCGGACGCCUCCUCCUCGGAGCCUUUUACCACCUACUUUGACAGCAAGAUCCCGAUUCCCGAAGAUGAAACGCACUCCUGCUUUAGUUUCCGCAAGCUCUGGGCUUUCACGGGGCCGGGCUUUCUGAUGAGCAUUGCCUACCUGGAUCCGGGCAACAUCGAGUCGGAUUUACAGUCCGGGGCUGUCGCGGGAUUUAAGCUGCUCUGGGUCCUGAUGCUGGCGACGAUCAUCGGGCUGCUCCUGCAGCGGCUGGCCGCGAGGCUGGGGGUGGUGACGGGGCUGCACCUGGCCGAAGUGUGCCACCGGCAGUACCAGAAGGUUCCUCGGAUUAUCCUGUGGCUGAUGGUCGAACUCGCCAUCAUUGGAUCCGACAUGCAAGAAGUCAUCGGCUCGGCGAUUGCUAUUAACCUCCUGUCCGUGGGGAAGAUCCCGCUGUGGGGCGGCGUGCUCAUCACCAUUGCUGACACGUUCGUGUUUCUCUUCCUGGACAAAUAUGGCUUGCGAAAACUGGAAGCGUUCUUUGGUUUUCUGAUUACCAUCAUGGCUCUAACGUUUGGAUACGAGUAUAUCACGGUAAAACCCGACCAGGAGAAGCUGCUAAAAGGGCUGUUCAUCCCAUACUGCCAGAACUGCGGCACGCCCCAGCUGGAGCAAGCCGUGGGAAUCGUGGGCGCUGUUAUCAUGCCGCACAACAUGUACCUGCACUCUGCCUUGGUCAAGUCCCGGCAAGUGAACCGUGCAAACAAGAGGGAAGUACGAGAAGCUAAUAAGUAUUUCUUCAUCGAGUCCUGCAUCGCUCUCUUUGUCUCCUUCAUCAUCAACAUCUUCGUUGUGACCGUCUUCGCUGAGGCUUUCUUUGAAAAGACGAACGCGGAUGUGAGCGACGUCUGCGUGAACGCCAGCAGCCCGCACUCCUCGCUCUUCCCAAACAACAACCAGACGCUGGAAGUGGAUAUCUACAAAGGGGGUGUCGUUCUGGGGUGUUACUUCGGCCCCGCUGCUCUCUAUAUCUGGGCGAUCGGGAUCCUCGCUGCCGGCCAGAGCUCGACGAUGACGGGCACAUACUCUGGGCAGUUCGUCAUGGAGGGCUUCCUGAACCUGCGGUGGUCCCGUUUUGCCCGGGUGCUGCUGACCCGCUCUAUCGCCAUCACCCCCACCCUCUUCGUCGCCAUCUUUCAGGACGUCGAACACCUGACGGGCAUGAACGACUUCUUAAAUGUUCUUAUGAGCCUCCAGCUUCCGUUCGCUUUGAUCCCUGUCCUGACGUUCACCAGCCUGCCCAGUGUCAUGAAUGACUUUGCCAACGGAUUGUUCUGGAAGAUCGGUGGUGGCGUGCUGAUCCUCCUGAUCUGCAGCAUUAACAUGUACUUCGUGGUGGCCUAUGUCAUGUCCCUGAACCACAUGGCUUUGUACAUUGGGGCUGCGAUCCUCAGCGUGAUCUACCUGUCCUUUGUGGCGUAUUUGGGCUGGCUGUGUCUGAUUGCUCUGGGGGUCUCUUUCCUGGCCUGCGGGAGAACGCGCCGCCUGGGAUUCGCCGCUCACCCCGAACUCUUCCUCCUCAACAACGUCGACGCAGACGCGCCCGUCACCAGAUGAUUCCGGCCGCCGCCGUCCUAAGGAUAGAACCGGUUCUAACGGAAACCCUUCUUGUGCCGCAGAAAACUCUCCUCCGUCACUCGAGUUUAGCGCGGGACCAGGCGCGCGGUUGGGAAUUGUGAGCGGAGCCCGGGAUUUCUUCCGGGGAGGACGGCGGGAUCAGACCGUCCCGUGAGCGGCCGGAAGAGCUGCGGAGCCGCCGCCUCGCAUCGGCCGCGGGGGAAGAUCCCGGGUCCGAUCCACGGCAUCGCCGACCUUGGGGGCUUGCUUUUAGGUACCUCGAAAGUCUUCUCCCCCCCCCCCAUUUCUUCCUCCCACCCCCCAAGUAGCUGGUCUGAUCUGGGAAGGGAUCCGUUGGUGGUUUUUCCCGAUUUCCAUUCAACUUUCUCCUGCCUGGCUGGUAGAUCUGCUGUGCGGCUAAUCCCUUCUUUUUCUCCCUAAUUUGGGGGAAAUUCCAGGCUUGGAAAACCGAGCGGGGGGCAGGGAUUCAUUACUAGCGAUUUCAUAGAGGGGGUGCGCUCAAAUUAGGAGGAAUGAGAGAAACCGCGGCGAGAAGCCACCGAGGGACCCCGGUUUCGCGGCCGG